GUGAAGCUGACGAGAGAGCAUAUACCACUCACUACCACAAUGGUUGGUCACUGACACCAGUACUUGUCCCUUACACGAGUGGUUUUUCUGCACUAAUCACUCCCAGCAUUCUUGAAACUCACACAGUGAUUGGUCACUCGCUUGCGAUAGUAUAUGAGGCAGGAUAGUGCUAACUGGUACACAAGUUAAUCACCCAGGAUAACUACUCGCUAGAAAUACGAGAUGUUCUUCGUGGGAUUUGCGGCUCUGGUUGUGUCUGCCUUCGGGGAAAACAUCUACGGAGGUGGAUUUGGCGGCCUCGGAGGAGGCUACGGAGGUGGAUUUGGCGGCCUCGGGGGAGGCUACGGAGGUGGAUUUGGCGGCCUCGGGGGAGGCUACGGAGGUGGAUUUGGCGGCCUCAGACCAGCCUAUGGAGGCGGAUUUGGCGGCCUAGGUGGAGGCUACGGAGGUGGGAGAUCCGUUGUUCAAUUUAACCUCGGUCGUCCACUUGGAAUUGGUGGUGGAUACGGAGCAGUUGGUGGUGGAUACGGCGGUGUAGGUCCUGGCUAUGGUGGGUACGGGACCAUCGGAAAGUAACCCCGAACUGGCCAGUGUCCUUAGAGGUAUUGUUCUCCUCAGUUCCACGAAGCAAAUAUAUAUGUUAUUUAGUGAAGAAUGUUCAUGUUUUAUAUGUUAAUAAAUAC
Messenger RNA from Procambarus clarkii (red swamp crayfish), 683 nucleotides. The record is from RefSeq and is a predicted model, not a curated record. Lineage: Eukaryota; Metazoa; Arthropoda; Malacostraca; Decapoda; Cambaridae.